Molecule: messenger RNA, 1130 nt
Organism: Sinocyclocheilus rhinocerous
Lineage: Eukaryota; Metazoa; Chordata; Actinopteri; Cypriniformes; Cyprinidae
Exons: 12
Coding region: 142-1056 (304 amino acids)
Source: RefSeq, a predicted model, not a curated record
GUGUUUUUUUUCUGUUUUGCUGCUGGAUUUUGAGCUGUGCUUCUGCUCUGCUCUCUGAUCUACUGCAGAUCAAAUAACACAGUCACCAGCAGAACAAUCAGGAAUCUUCAGCUUUCUCUGGUCUUUUAUCCAAACAUCUGUAUGUUCUUUGCCUUUAUCUUCUGGGUUCUUACUGAAGAACUUCUGAAUGAGACCAUCACUUGCUGUGCUCUUAAUAUUCUGAGGUCUUUAAUGUUGAUUUGGGCUUUGUCUUAUUUAAAUUAUCUUCAAGACAACCUUAAAACAUGGAUCAAGUUUUCAAGUAGAAAAAGAGAAUUAGCUGUUUUCACAGUCGUUGUUUAUUCAGUUUUUUUGAUAGAUGCCUGGAUAAAGGCUGCAAAUAAGAAAUCUGCAUGGCGCAUAAUUUUUGGAAUGUUCUAUGGAUGUGUUGUGCUGUUCUCUUUCAUUUUGAGUAGAGGUUUUAUCAGGAUGCACGUGAAGUGGGUCUGGUUAUAUUUCCUGUCUCUGGCACAAUUCCUCCUACUGUUUUCCUCAUUUGGACUUCCCAGUCCAGCUUUUCUAGCUGCGCCAAUGGUUCAGGCAAUACUGCUUAUGUGUAUGCGAACUAGCUUCUGGAAAUUAGUGAUAACAUUAUAUAGCAUCCUAGUGGUCUAUGUUCAUGUACGCAUAUUUGGAAGAGAGAAAGAAUGCUUGCAGUGGACCUUUAUGGUUGUAUUUCUUGAAGUUCUGAGGAUCAUGGUGGCCUUUGAAGACCGAGAUUAUGUUAUUGAGGCAGAACAUUCAGAAGCACAGAGACAACAACAGACCGAGACGAGCCAAGAAGGAUCAAAUGCAUUGUCUCUCUGUCAUAAAAUCAUGUUCAUGUUUGGAGCAGUUGGUCUUGUUUUGUUGAACUCUGGUUCACUGACAGCAGAACUGAUCCUGAAAGCACGAAAUGGUGAGCAUGUCGUGAAGGAUCUGAGAGUCAUAGUGUUUCUCUCUGAAUGUGUUUUUGUCUUAUAUUGGAUGAUUUUACAAAUAUGUGCUUUCCGUAAGUAUCUUCUAACAUAUUUUUAAAAGAGACUCAGUUGAUUAAAUCAAUCUGACUGUCAAAUGUAUGACUCGAUGAAUAUUAACAGCAUAAAUAAUGA